Oreochromis aureus is the source of this 5105-nucleotide messenger RNA. Its product is annotated as mucin-5AC-like. The coding region runs from base 1 to 4722 and encodes 1573 amino acids. The record is from RefSeq and is a predicted model, not a curated record. Gene Ontology annotation, cellular component: extracellular matrix; extracellular region. The transcript has 34 exons. Lineage: Eukaryota; Metazoa; Chordata; Actinopteri; Cichliformes; Cichlidae. Gene Ontology annotation, molecular function: hormone activity.
AUGGAUUUGAUCAACUGGUCCCUUAACGAAACUGACAAACUCCUGGGCUUGGGAGAGCCCGAUUGUCCUGCGGAGACGUUUGCUGCCGGAUACUCGAUGGUCGGUUGCGUCGUGUGUCUGGCGACACUCUCGAUGGAGGACAUUGAACGACAUCUACCAAUUCGGAACCACAACAACAGAGCUGAGGACCAGUUUUCUGCCAGGACCAACCUGAGGAGGGGCAUCAAACAGACCAAGGCGGCCUAUAAGAGGAAGAUAGAGGGCUUCUACACAGACAACAACCCCAACCAGGUGUGGAGAGGCAUCCAAGCCCUCUCCAACUUCAAAGUUGAUGCAUCCCACAUUGGCCGAGUGUGCACAACUUGGGGAUACUAUCACUUCAAGACUUUUGAUGGAGAUCUCUUCCAAUUGAAUUCGAGUUGUAACCAUGUCCUUGCAAUGCAAUGCAAGGGCAGCUAUGAAAACUUUAAUAUCCAGAUGCGGCGGCGCUUAGUUAACAACAUCCCCACAAUCAGCAAAAUCAUCAUGAUGCUGCAAGGUUCUGAGGUGGAGCUCUCUAACAACUCUGUCCUUGUCAAUGGCAAGAUGGAAUCUCUGCCGUUCAGUAAAUCAGGAGUGACUGUCAAAGGGACCGCAUCUAGUAUCUCUGUUGAAGCUAAUCUGGGAAUAAAGGCAAUCUGGAACCUGGACGACUCCCUUGAUAUUGAAAUAGAUGAGAAAUAUCGGACCCAGACAUGUGGACUGUGUGGAAACUUUGAUGGCAUAUCCAAUGAAUUCCUGAAUGAUGGAACUCCACUGGCUGUGGUGGACUAUGCUGAGACCUGGAAGAUAAAUGGCCCCACAGAGUACUGUGAGGAGACUGAUGUUAACCCAGUCCAGAGCUGUGGUGAUAAGCAAUUCUGUGACCAGACCUUCUCCAGUGAUCCCUUUGUUGAUUGCCAAAACAUUCUUGAUGUGGAAUCCUUUAGUAAAGCCUGUAUGGUGGACACGUGCAACUCUAUAGACAACACUACUUUGGUCCUCUACAAGGAAUGUCCAUACAACAUGGUGUUCUUGGAAUGUGGCAGUUCAUGUCCUGACAGCUGUUCCACCCCUCAUGCCAGCCAGACAUGUGACAGCCACUGUCAUGAUGGCUGCAGCUGCCCUGCUGGAAUGGUCUUUGAUGACAUUGGCAACAGUGGGUGUAUUGCAGUCUCUCAGUGUCCAUGUCUGCACAACAACAAAAUCUACAAGACAGGAGAGUCCUACUCCCACCACUGUAGAUCCUGUGUAUGUGAAAGUGGUCGGUGGAGUUGUACAGAGAUGAACUGUCCAGGAAUCUGUUCUGUCAAAGGAGGAGCUCAUAUUAACACCUUUGAUGGAAAAGCCUACACAUUUCAUGGCGAUUGUUCCUAUGUUCUAGCUAAGGACAGUAAUGGUUUGGCCUACACUGUGCUGGUGGAUCUGGUCAAGUGCGGACUAAGGGACACAAAGACUUGCCUCAGAACUGUAACUUUGGCCUUACGCAGCAAUUAUGUGGUUGUUAAAGUUCAGGCAUCUGGGCAGGUCUAUGUGAACCAGAUUCAUUCUCAGCUUCCACUGUUUACAGCUGAUCUGAGAGUCUUUAAGCCAUCUUCCUUCUACAUCCUUAUAAACACCACUGUGGGCAUACAACUGAUGAUUCAGCUGUCUCCCAUAAUGCAGGUGUUCAUUUCAGCUGACAAAUCACUCACAGGAACCACCUCUGGUUUGUGUGGAAACUUCAAUGACAUAAUGAGUGACGACUUUAGAGUGACCAAUGGGCUGGUGGAAGGCACUGCUGCUGCAUAUGCCAACGCAUGGAAAACCAGAGCCAGCUGCCCAGACAUUAUAUCACAUUUUGGAGACCCUUGUAAUGACAACAUCCUCACAGAGAACUAUGCCAAUUACUGGUGCUCCAAAUUAACUGAUCCCAAGGGAGUGUUUGCUCCCUGCCACGCUGUCGUUAGCCCCAGCACAUAUAAAGAUAACUGUAUGUAUGACACCUGUAACUGUGAAAAAAGUGAGGACUGCAUGUGUGCUGCAGUUUCCUCAUAUGUCUAUGCCUGCUCAGCAGCAGGAGUCCACAUCACUGGCUGGAGGAAAACCAUCUGUGAGACAUUCAGUACAUCAUGUGCAGCAGACACUGUGUAUAAUUACAACAUGACCAGCUGUGGGCGUACCUGCCGUUCCCUUGGCCAGACUGACUACUCUUGUCAGGUCAACUUCACCACAGUGGAUGGCUGUGGUUGUUCUGAAGGAACUUACAUGAAUGAGAAAGGCCAGUGUGUAGCCCGUGAAAGCUGCCCCUGCUAUGCUGAAAGCAUUAUUGUUCCUCAUGGACAGACUAUCAGUUCACAACAAUGCGAAUGCCCCAUGGUGUACUUUGACUGCUCCACUGCUCACCCUGGGGCUACUGGCACUGAAUGUCAAAAGAGCUGCAGCACCGCUGACAUGGCUUGUAUCCACACAGGCUGCACAUCAGGCUGCAUAUGCCCAGAUGGUUUGUUGUCAGAUGGAGCAGGAGGCUGUGUCAAUGAGACCAGCUGUCCAUGUGUACACAAUGGUAAAAUCUACCAGCCUGGAGAGACACUGACAGUGGAUUGCAAUACCUGUACGUGCAGUGGAAGGAAGUUCACAUGCACCAGCAAUGCAUGUGAUGCUGUUUGUGGAAUCUAUGGGGACGGUCACUACAUCACCUUUGAUGAUAAGAGGUUCGACUUCAGUGGACAGUGUGAAUACACACUUCUACAAGACUUCUGUGGCACCUGUAACGGCAAUGGAAGCUUCAGAAUUAUUACUGAAAAUGUUCCAUGUGGAACCACAGGAACCACCUGCUCUAAGACCAUCAAGAUCUUCUUGGGGGAUAAUGAAUUCCAGCUUAAAGAUGACAACUUACAAGUGGUAAAGGGCAGUAUCCAGGUGCUUCGGGUACAAAAAAUGGGCAUUUACAUAGUGGUGACAAUCAAGCCUGGGCUUGUUCUUAUGUGGGACCAGAAGACCAGUCUUUUCAUUGCAAUCAGUCCACAGUUCCAGGGUCAGGUCUGUGGUCUGUGUGGAAACUAUGAUGGUAACAGUAAGAAUGACUUCACCACACGCUCCCAGGAAAUAGUAACAGAUGUUCUACGAUUUGGUAACAGCUGGAAAGUUUCAUCUAGUUGUCCCAGUGCACAGCUAAUCAGGGAUCCCUGUGCCUAUAAUCGCUACCGGGAAGCCUGGUCUCAAAAACAGUGCAGUAUCAUCAUGAGUGUCACAUUCAAGAGCUGUCAUUCAAAGGUUGACCCUGGUCCAUAUUUUGAUUCCUGUGUGAGAGACUCCUGUGCUUGUGACACUGGUGGGGACUGCGAAUGUCUGUGUACUGCUGUGGCUGCAUAUGCCAAAGCCUGUAAUAAAGCUGGGACCUGCAUUGCAUGGAGGACUCCAAAGUUUUGUCCUAUGUUCUGUGACUACUAUAAUUCACAUGAUGGUGAAUUAUGUGAGUGGCACUACAACCCUUGUGGACCUCGGAACUUGGAAACGGACUGCUUGAAAACAUGUAGCAAUCCAUCUGGAAACUGCUCCACACACAUCACCAACCUGGAAGGCUGCUAUCCAAGGUGUCCCCCAACCAAACCCUUCUUUGAUGAAGAAAAAAUGAAGUGCGUUGAUUGCUGUGAAGACACAACAACUAAAGGAACAACAACAACACCUAUACAAACAACAUCUGUUGAAUCCACAACAGCGACGAAAUGCACUGAAAGCCCGUGUCCUCCUCCUCCCACUUGCUUGCCGGGUUUCCAACUGAUUAUCAAUUACGGUGUCAUUAUCAAUGACACCUGUUGCCCAACGUACGAGUUUGCUCCUAAAGGUGUAUGUGUCUAUGACAUGACUGAAUACAAGCCUGGUACCAAGAUCCCGACGCCAGACACACUAUCAGAACCCCCUUUAGAAGCACCAGAAGCACAAUCAAUGGGAGAACAAGCGUCAGUAACAACAACAACAACACCAUCAGGAGCUGGAGAAACAUCAACAAUGUCAGAGUCGCUAGCGCCCGGGCCCUGCCGGGAAUGUCACUGUGGCACACAAGUGGAUCCUGUCACCAAGCUGAACAUCAUUACCUGCAAACCUGUCGUCUGCAACAAAAACUGUUCUGCUGGUUAUGAAUAUCAGACUGAGUCAGGCAAGUGCUGUGGUAAAUGUGUUCAGACGGCCUGUAUUUUCACCACAACUGAUGAUGUGACAGUGCAUGUUAUUGAGGUCAACACCUCUUACAUACCCCGUAAUAACAAAUGUGUGCAAUAUACCUGUGAGAAGCUCAAUGGACUGCCUGUUACCAAGGAAACCAAGACUACUUGUCCUCCCUUUAACCCCUUGGACUGUGAACCUGGCACUGAAACAACAGACGCCAAUGGGUGCUGCAAAACCUGCAAGAUAAGUCUGUGUAAGACCCAGAAGGAGCAGAGAAUCAUUGAAGUGAACAACUGCAAGAGUGCACAGCCAGUUAAUAUCACAUAUUGUGCUGGACACUGUGAAAGUUUGUCCAUGUAUUCUAUGGCAGCCAACAAAAUGGUACGUGAAUGCGGGUGCUGCCAAGAAGCCACCACCAGUUUGGAGCAGGUGGAGCUUACCUGUGAUGAUGAGUCUAAGCUGCAGCACAGCUACACCAUGGUACAGUCAUGCCACUGCAUCAAAACAGAAUGCGUGGCAGGGACAACGUCCAACCCACAGCACCGCAGGAGACGCUGAUCAUCAGUAACUUGAAUGCUUUACAAUGGCUAAGACCACCUUUGACACUCCUUGCACCACGUUUUCUUAUCUCUGGUUGAACAAAUACUCCUUUUCUGUAUCACAACCUACCACUGUGAUGUAAACUGUCUUUUCUUGGUGAUAAACAUUAAAGUCUUUCUGCAACAUCAACAUUUUCACCAAGUCUUUGUGGGGAUUGAACAUCAAAGAACACAAAAACUUUGAAAAACACUUGCUUUUCAAAAAAAAAAAAAAUACAUAUGGAGGUUUAACACUUUUUGAUGACAAAUUUGACAUUGUGAAGGGAACAGUCUUACAGAAAGGUUAUAUUCCAUUUCCACUGCAUCUCCUGUGGCUGGCUUCUAAAUCAGCUUUUCACUUAA